UCUCUAAACCCUACUUCACGUUCAGCCACCCCCUCCCUCCCGCUACAAGCUAACUGUACUUUGCGCGGUUCUUGCUCGACGCUGUCUCAGCUGUUGCUGCUGUACGCUGAAAUCUCAUCAUCCCAACGAAACCGCCGCCGCCUCUCUCCCUCAAACCUUGUCGCCUCUUCAAGCUAUCAGAGUUACUUAUCUGUCUUUAUUUUUAGCAACACAGUGGUUCAGCCUCUUUCCCGCGCCGUUGGUGAGAUAGCGCUGUGGCAGCUCAUUCUUCAGAUCCUCAAGGGGUCCCAAACAGGGGGCGAGUGAGAAUUAGAAGUCACUGCAAUGGUAGUACUGGACGAGAAUGUUCCAUCCUCAUCAGAGGCCGCGGCAAUGAACAAAAGGCGCAAAAGGAAGAGAACGAAGAAAAAUAUUCCUUCAGCAGGUGCGGAAGAAUCAGAACUUCGAAACCCAACGGAAGGUGAAGAAGAGGAAGGAGAUGCGGAAGGUAAUGUACCAGAGGAGAAAGUGAAAGAAGAGGAGAAGAAGAAUAAAAAGAGGAAGUCGAAAAUGAAGAAGGGCGAGUUGGAGGAGGGAUAUGAAAAUACCAGUGAUGGCGAGGGAAAGGAUGGUGUUGAAGGGGAAGUGGAGAAGGACAAGGAGAAAAAGAACGAGAAAAAGAAGGUUAAGACUGAUGGAUCGGGAAUUAUGAGUACUGUUUCAUUUGAUUCGCUUGAGUUGUCGGAGAAAACUCUCCGGGCGAUUAAGGACAUGGGAUUUGAGCAUAUGACUCAGAUUCAAGCUAGAGCAAUUCCACCUUUUCUGGUUGGCAAAGAUGUUCUUGGAGCCGCAAGGACUGGAUCCGGGAAAACCCUUGCCUUUCUCAUACCUGCUGUGGAGCUGCUACAUCACAUAUGCUUUACUCCUCGUAAUGGAGCUGGUGUUAUCGUUAUUUGCCCGACAAGGGAGCUUGCAAUGCAGACACAUGAAGUGGCAAAAGAGCUUCUCAAAUAUCAUUCACAGACACUUGGCCUUGUUACCGGUGGUUCUAGCAGACAAGCCGAGGCUGAUCGUAUUACGAAGGGGGUCAAUCUAUUAGUAGCAACCCCUGGUCGACUUCUUGACCAUCUUCAGCAUACUAAGAAUUUUGUGUUUAAAAAUUUGAAGUGCCUCGUAAUUGAUGAAGCCGACAGGAUAUUGGAAACCAAUUUUGAGGAGGAAAUGAAACAAAUUAUAAAGCUCCUCCCAAAGAAUAGGCAGACUGCUUUGUUCUCAGCAACGCAAACACAGAAGGUUGAGGAUCUUGUCCGCUUGUCGUUUCAGUCAACUCCUAUUUAUAUUGAUGUGGAUGAUGGGAGAACAAAGGUCACAAAUGAAGGGUUGCAACAAGGUUAUUGUGUUGUGCCCAGUGCUAAAAGAUUCAUUGUUCUGUAUUCCUUCUUGAAGAGAACUUUAUCUAAGAAAGUUAUGGUCUUCUUCUCAUCUUGUAACUCUGUCAAAUUUCACGCGGACCUUCUUAGAUACAUUAAGGUUGAUUGCAUGGAUAUUCAUGGAAAGCAAAAACAGCAGAAGAGAACUUCUACCUUCUUUGCCUUCAAUAAGGCUGAGACAGGGAUCCUACUAUGUACUGAUGUUGCUGCACGUGGACUUGACAUCCCCGCUGUUGAUUGGAUUGUGCAGUACGAUCCUCCAGAUGAACCUAAGGAAUAUAUUCAUAGAGUUGGUCGAACAGCUCGAGGCGAAGGUAGCAAAGGAAAUGCACUACUUUUCUUGAUUCCUGAAGAGCUUCAAUUUCUUAGCUAUCUAAAGGCAGCAAAAGUUCCUGUCAAAGAGUACGAGUUCAGUGAUAAAAAACUGGCCAACGUGCAGUCUCACCUGGAGAAGCUGGUUGGCAGUAAUUAUUAUUUGAACCAGUCGGCUAAGGAGGCUUACAGAUCCUAUUUAUUAGCUUACAAUUCACACUCUAUGAAAGAUAUCUUCAAUGUCCACCGCCUUGACCUGCAGGGUAUUGCUGCUUCAUUCUGCUUUUCCAACCCUCCAAAGGUCAACCUUAACAUCGACAGCAGUGCCUCAAAAUUCAGGAAGAAAACGCGUAGAGUAGAAGGGAGCAGGAACCGAUUCAGUGAGAGUGAUCCUUAUGGGAGAAACAAUGCGGAUGAUGAGAGACAAUUUGUAAGAUACUAGCUGAACCUAUCCAACUAUGAAUGACUUCACAAAAAAUUAUUAUUCACUUUGCAAAUUUUUAUCUUUAGAUUAAGAAUUUGUGGGUUGUGGGACGAGGAUUUGAACCUCACAAUUUUAGUCGAGAGUAUAUGUUUUAUAGCAAUUUAGCUUCGCAGGCCUGUAAUGAUUCAUUUAUAUGAUGAUCGUAACCAAAUGAUCCUAAUAUUUGUAUGAGAGAAAUUUUUUGAAUUACUCG
Molecule: messenger RNA, 2398 nt
Organism: Cucurbita maxima (winter squash)
Lineage: Eukaryota; Viridiplantae; Streptophyta; Magnoliopsida; Cucurbitales; Cucurbitaceae
Product: DEAD-box ATP-dependent RNA helicase 27-like
Exons: 13
Coding region: 325-2163 (612 amino acids)
Biological process (GO): maturation of LSU-rRNA from tricistronic rRNA transcript (SSU-rRNA, 5.8S rRNA, LSU-rRNA)
Cellular component (GO): nucleolus
Molecular function (GO): nucleic acid binding; RNA helicase activity; ATP binding
Source: RefSeq, a predicted model, not a curated record